CGAGGACAGACUCGGAGAGGACCAAUCAGAACGGAUUGGGCGGGGCCGAUGUCCAACAUGGCGGCAGUACGGCUCCUGACGCUGCUGAGGCCCGGACGGAGCAGGAGCCUGCUUUCCCCGCUGAUCACGCGUGACCGACCUGUGCGAUGCGUGUCCCAGGCUCAGGCAGACGGAGAAAUCCACCUUACAGAGAGCUGUCUGAGAAGGCUGCGUGAGGUGACCAGUAGCUCCGAGUUCCUGAGGCUCCAGGUGGAGAGCGGAGGUUGUUCCGGAUUUCAGUACAAAUUCUGUGUGGACUCAAACGUCACCGAGGAAGACAGGGUGUUCGGAGUGGAUGGAGCCCUUGUGGUGGUGGAUGUUGAGAGUCUCCAGCUGGUGAGAGGAAGCACCAUUGAAUAUUGUGAAGAGCUGAUCCGAAGCUCCUUCCAGCUGACACACAACCCUCAGGCCGCACAAGGCUGUUCUUGUGGAUCCUCCUUCUCUAUUAAGCUGUGACCGCGGUAUUAUGGACUGACAGCUGUGAGGAAUAUGGGGGGGUCUUUGCUCCAGUCACAGAAGAUUCCCCCAUCCUACAUGCACCCCUGUGUAAAUAAAAGUGUAUGAUAUAUCUUC
Molecule: messenger RNA, 612 nt
Organism: Pseudophryne corroboree (corroboree frog)
Lineage: Eukaryota; Metazoa; Chordata; Amphibia; Anura; Myobatrachidae
Gene: ISCA2
Product: iron-sulfur cluster assembly 2
Exons: 4
Coding region: 49-495 (148 amino acids)
Biological process (GO): iron-sulfur cluster assembly
Cellular component (GO): mitochondrion
Molecular function (GO): iron ion binding; 4 iron, 4 sulfur cluster binding; 2 iron, 2 sulfur cluster binding
Source: RefSeq, a predicted model, not a curated record